Molecule: messenger RNA, 2242 nt
Organism: Gadus chalcogrammus (walleye pollock)
Lineage: Eukaryota; Metazoa; Chordata; Actinopteri; Gadiformes; Gadidae
Product: protein Atg16l2-like
Exons: 18
Coding region: 127-1839 (570 amino acids)
Biological process (GO): autophagosome assembly; negative stranded viral RNA replication
Cellular component (GO): autophagosome membrane
Molecular function (GO): protein binding
Source: RefSeq, a predicted model, not a curated record
UUGGUGGUGAUUGGCUGAGUGAAAAACAACAAGUUGCGAGGAAAAGAAACUGACAGGAGACAAAGUGAACAAUAUAAGUUAUAUCUGGAUUAUUAUGAGCUGUUUGAACGUUCAGAACCGGUGAUUAUGAGCUGCGUGGCCGUGAAGCCUCCUUCGGGUGGUAGGUGGAAGGUGGACGUGAUCCGCCAGCUGAAGCGACGGGACCAGAGGCAGCACGAAGCGUUCAGCGACCUGAUCCGGCACUACAGCCGCAUGCUUGAGAAGUCCAGCAUCUCUGCAGGGUUCCUGAGGACUGCCAGGGUCCCAUCAGGCCCGGAGUCCUUGUCUCAGAACGAUCGCCUGAAGACGAUGACCGGAGAGUUGGCGUGCCAGGUGGUGGCUCUUCAGCAGGAGUUGAACAUCAAGCAGAAGGUUCUGGAGGAGCAGCAAAGCAGGUUGGCGGGGGCCCAGCAGGGGGCCUCAGGCGCCCAGGCUGAGGAGCAGGCCCUGCAGGCCCGGGCCGCGGGGGUCCAGGCGGCCAACGCGGGGCUGAAGCGCGAGUACGACGCCCUGCUGCUGCUGCACGCCGCGGCCGACGCCUGCGUCCGUGCGGAGACCCAGCGGGGGGCGGAGCUCCUGGAGGACGUCAUCCGACACAAGCAGCAGGCGGCCGCACGCCUCAACUCCGCCAACGAGAGGCGCUCGCGAGCUCGACAGGUCACCCUUCAGAAGGACCUGCGGGCUGCCCAGGAAACCCCCAUCACCAUGGAUACUCCUGUGUCCACGUCCCCGCCCACGGACCCCCCGGAGAGGGCCCACACACGACUCUUCAGGUCCGCUUCGGCCUCAUCACCUCGCAUCCUGACGUCCAUCAAGGAGCUGUUUGAGAGGAAGAGGCGGGGGAACUCGGUGUGCAGCGUGGACCAGGAGGUGUUCCGUCCAGGCAGGGUGUGCGUCUCGGCGCGCGUUCCUGUCAGAGCGCGCCAUUCACUGGACGCCCACGAGCAAGGCAUCAACGCCGUGCGCUUCAGCUCCAGCUCGGACAUGCUAGCCACAGGAGGGACCGACAGAGUCAUCAAACUAUGGGAUGUCCAAGCAGGCCAGCUGAACCACAGAGGGACCCUAGAUGGCAGUGCUGAGGGAAUCACCAGCAUUGAGUUCGACCAAACAGGAUUCAAGGUACUUGCCGCAUCGUACGACAAAUCGGCCUUGCUAUGGAGAAUAGACGACUCAGUUCCAAAGGUGACCCUCACCGGUCACAGCAGGAAGGUGACGGCGGCGCGGUUCAGAGGCUGCCCCCAGCAGGUGGUGACGGGCAGCGCAGACCGGACCCUCAAACUCUGGGACCUGCAGAAAGCAGCCUGUGUGUCUACUCUGCAGGUGUUCUCCUACUGUAGUGACCUCGUGUGUUCUGAGAAUGCUGUCAUCAGUGGACACUUUGAUGGACAGAUCAGACUGUGGGACACCAGGACUGCCAGCUGUACUCUAGAACUUCCUGCUCAGGGGAAAGUGACAUCACUGGACCUUUGCUCCGACCUCCGCCAGCUCCUCAGCUGUUGCCGUGACGACUGUCUCCAGCUGCUCGACCUAAGGGGCAACAACAGGAUGACCUUGAGAGCUGAGGGGUUUAAGUGUGGCAGUGACAGCACCAAGGCAGUCUUCAGCCCUGACGGGCGCUACGCCGCCGCCGGGUCCGCUGACGGGGGCGUCUACAUCUGGAGCGUAACCAACGGCGACCUACAGACCUGCCUCUCAGGGAAACACAGCGCCUCCAUCAGUGCUGUCUCCUGGUCUCUCUCGGGGGAUUACGUCGUCAGCGUGGACAAGAGUAGGCGGGCUGUCCUGUGGAGCGACAUCUGACCCAGCCAACCAGGACUCACGGGCAGAGGGGGGGCAGUGGUGGGCGCCCCCCUGCUGACGUCAGACAGGGAUGAGGACUGGGGGGGGGGGGGGGGGGGGGGGGGUCUUGGGUCCACAGGGGUCUCAGCUACAGGGGGUCUACAGAUCCUCAGGAAUGCUGACGUCAUGAGACCACUCUGGACCAAUCAGAAGAGGUCUUAUGAGACCACUCUGGACCAAUCAGAAAAGGUCUUAUGAGACCACUCUGGACCAAUCAGGAGGGGUCUUAUGAGACCAUUCUGGACCAAUCAGAAGGGCUCGUCAGUGUACAGAAGAUGCUGUGAAGUGUGUCACUAAUAAAGAGUCUGUUUGGGUUUAUUUGCGUCUGCGCUAUGAUUGGUCCGCCCUGCGGCAGACAGGUCCU